AUGGGAGGCCACCAUGAAGACGGCAAAUCUCCAGUCAAUGUUCCCAAAAGCUCCAGCACCUGCUCCCGGAGUAUCUUCUGCAACAUCAAGGUGUUUGUGCUGUGCCACGGGCUUCUCCAGCUCUCCCAGCUCCUCUACAGCGCCAACUUCAAGAGCAGCCUCACCACCAUUGAGAAGCGCUUUGGACUCUCCAGUCUCUCUUCAGGUUUCAUCUCCAGCUUGCACGAGAUCGGCAAUGUGGUCCUCAUCAUCUUCGUCAGUUACUUCGGCAGCCGAGUUCACCGCCCGCGGGUGAUCGGCGUGGGGGGGCUGCUGCUGGCGCUGGGAGCGUUCCUGGUGACCCUGCCCCACUUCCUAUCAGACCCCUACGAAUACACCACGCUGAGCGCUGGUAACAAAAGCCAGGUCCAGGUUGAACUCUGCUACGCAGAGAAUAAGUUUGUGUGCCCCAAUGCCACCCAGGAUCCCCAGAAGGAGGCCAGCAGCAUAUGGGCAAUGAUGGUCAUCGCCCAGCUGCUGGCCGGAAUCGGGACGGUUCCCAUCCAGCCCUUUGGGAUAUCCUACGUAGACGACUUUGCAGAAGCAAACAAUUCCCCACUGUAUGUUGCCAUCCUCUUUGCCAUUGCUGUGUUCGGCCCUGCUUUUGGAUACUUGCUGGGAUCCAUGGUGCUGCGGCUCUUUGUGGAUAUUGGAAGAGUUGACAUUGUGGCCCUGACACCGAGGGACCAGCGGUGGAUUGGAGCCUGGUGGCUGGGCCUGCUGAUCUCCUCGGGCUGCUUGGUGCUCACAUCCAUUCCUUAUUUCUUUUUCCCUCGGUACAUGCUGAAAGGAGAGGACCCAAAUGCAGAGGCUGGCAUGCUCAGGAAGAUGGAGAAGGGGGCGGCUGAAGAAACCUCCCUGCUGGAGUUUACAAAAAGGACCUUAAAGAUCAUCCAGCUGCUCCUCAACCCCCUCUUCAUCCUCCUGGUGCUGGCUCAGUGCAGCUUCUCCUCCGUCAUUGCGGGUCUGGCCACCUUCCUCAACAAGUUCCUGGAGAAGCAGUACGGUGCCUCCCCCUCCUACGCCAACUUUCUCAUCGGAGCUGUGAACCUGCCAGCAGCAGCGCUCGGCAUGCUUUUAGGAGGAAUCAUCAUGAAACGCUUUACCUUCUCCCUUCGGGCCAUCCCCCGGUUUGCUGUGGUGGUGCUCGUUAUCUCCAUCCUCAUCUGCCUGCCUAUUUUCUUCAUUGGCUGCUCCACAGGACGCAUCAAUGGCAUCUACCCUCCCAGUACAUUGAGUUCCCAGCAGCAGGUUAAGACGCCGAGUGGGUGCCACUGCUCUGAGCGCAUCUUUCACCCAGUGUGCGGAGAAAACAACGUCGAGUACAUCUCCCCCUGCUUUGCUGGCUGCACAAACAGCACCACUAAUGCGCCCACUCCCAAACAAAUGAUCUACAGGAACUGUUCCCUGAUCCCUGCUGGGAAUGGGCUGUCCUCCGCCAAGACAGGCUCCUGUCCGCUCAGCUGCUCCCACAUGCUCCUUCCUGCCAUAUUCCUCAUCUCCUUCGCUGCCCUGGUAGCCUGCCUGUCCCACAACCCUCUCUACAUGAUGGUUUUACGGGUGGUGAACCAGGAUGAGAAGUCAUUUGCUAUCGGAGUCCAGUUCUUACUCAUGAGGCUGCUGGGNNNNUUGCCUCCCCCAGCCAUGUUUGGUGCCCUCAUCGACUCCUCCUGCAUCUACUGGCAGAAGCAGUGUUCCCAGCGCGGGUUCUGCGCUUACUACAACAACGACUUCCUCCGCAACAGGUACCUGGGGCUGCAGGUGGGCUACAAGGUGGUGGGCACCGUCCUCCUGGCCAUCAUCAGCUGGAAGGUGAAGAGGAGCAAGGAGUACAACGUGCAGGAGAAGGCGACGGGGCUGGUGUAG
Molecule: messenger RNA, 1905 nt
Organism: Pterocles gutturalis (yellow-throated sandgrouse)
Lineage: Eukaryota; Metazoa; Chordata; Aves; Pterocliformes; Pteroclidae
Gene: SLCO2A1
Product: solute carrier organic anion transporter family, member 2A1
Exons: 15
Coding region: 1-1905 (634 amino acids)
Biological process (GO): sodium-independent organic anion transport; transmembrane transport; prostaglandin transport
Cellular component (GO): membrane
Molecular function (GO): protein binding; prostaglandin transmembrane transporter activity
Source: RefSeq, a predicted model, not a curated record